UCGAUUGAUUUUAUAAUUCCUGCACUCUGGGGCGAAAAGUGAAUGAACUAGAACAUCUACUUUUCAGGAUUUUCAUCUACUGCAUUUGUAUAGGCGUAGGGAAUAGUACUAUCCAGUCGCCAACUUCAUCGGAUCUUCUCUAUAUCAAUAUCAAAAUACCGAAUAUAACUAAUGAGUUCAGUUCGAGGAUUUUCAAUUCAGUUCAAAUGACAGCUCGAUCGAUGAACAACAGAACUCGCGGUUAUUUCCCUGAAUCCCUCCACCAUCAAAGUCGUCGAGUUUCGCGAAAGGCCUCAUCGGCCGAUAUGCUGAGUCGCAACAUAUCGAUGAUACUGGAGAACCUGCUCAAGCGCUACGAGCAAUCGCAACUGCCCACUCAUGGACAGGGCGUUCCGACGGUGGUCCAGACCAAUAUACUAAUCCGCAGCAUGGGUCCCGUUUCGGAACUGGACAUGGACUACUCGAUGGACUGCUACUUCAGGCAGUAUUGGCGGGACAAGCGGCUGAGCUUCAAGGGACCCAUCAAGAGCCUGUCGCUCAGCAUCAAAAUGCUCGACAAGAUUUGGCGGCCGGACACGUAUUUCUACAACGGGAAGCACUCACAGAUUCACAUGAUUACUGUGCCCAACAAAUUGCUGCGACUGGACCAAAACGGAGGCAUUCUCUAUUCAAUGCGAUUAACAAUCAAAGCCACUUGUCCCAUGGAGCUGCAAAACUUUCCCAUGGACCGGCAAUCCUGUCCCCUUGUCAUCGGAAGCUAUGGUUAUAUAAACCAACAGCUAAUAUAUGAAUGGAAAAACCAAGAUGAUGCCGUUUCCUUUGUUCCGGGAAUGACUUUAAAUCAAUUCGAUCUCAUCAGCAUGAUGCAUCGCAAUUCUACAACUGUGCGACGCGAAGGUGACUUUUCGGUCUUGCAUGUAGCGUUUAAUCUGAAGCGUCAUACUGGAUAUUUCCUGAUUCAAGUGUAUGUGCCCUGCAUACUGAUCGUGGUUUUGUCCUGGGUCUCCUUUUGGAUACAUCGCGAGGCCACGAGCGACCGGGUCAGUUUGUGCGUGACCUCCGUCCUGACCCUAUCUACCAUUAGCUUGGACUCGCGAACCGAUUUGCCCAAAGUCAAGUAUGCCACCGCCCUGGAUUGGUUUCUCCUGAUGAGCUUCCUCUACUGCAUUGCCACACUGUUGGAAUUUGCCGGCGUUCACUACUUCACGAAACUUGGAAGCGGAGAGAGUCCGCAACUGGAGGAUCAGUGGGAGGAUAUAGCUCAUAGCUCACUAUCGGAUCAAGCAGCUGAUGGGGAUGGGGAUGGUGAUCCUGAUCCUGACUCGGACUCGAGUGAAGGUACCGAGAACGAGGGGGCGGCGAGUGAAUCGAUUUGUGCCUGCAGCCAAAAACACGAUGCUCUUGGUCUCGAAUAUGAGGUCUCAUUGCAAAACUCAUUGGCCGGCGCUGGUUUUCUCAAGCGCAAUGCCAUCUUCUGUCCAACAUAUAAUGACCCAUCGUAUAUACUGCCGAACACCAUGGAGAGAACCACUCAAACGGAGCCGCCGGCGGUUUCCCGAUUGCACCAGAUGUGGAUGUGCCUGAAGAGCGACAACAGUUUCCGGAGGCAACGGGAACGCAACGCGGCGGCCCAGAAGAGCGAACAGGGAGGCGCCAACUGCUAUGUGAAUAGUGUGUCCCUGAUCGAUCGAGUGGCACGAAUCGCCUUCCCCAUGUCCUUUGCCUUUCUCAACCUGCUGUACUGGUGGGCCUACGGAAUGUAUAAAAAGGAGUUCUCAUGGUCCAACAUGAAGGCAUAG
Molecule: messenger RNA, 1799 nt
Organism: Drosophila takahashii
Lineage: Eukaryota; Metazoa; Arthropoda; Insecta; Diptera; Drosophilidae
Product: gamma-aminobutyric acid receptor subunit alpha-6
Biological process (GO): regulation of membrane potential; nervous system process; chloride transmembrane transport
Cellular component (GO): plasma membrane; neuron projection; synapse
Molecular function (GO): neurotransmitter receptor activity; extracellular ligand-gated monoatomic ion channel activity; GABA-A receptor activity
Source: RefSeq, a predicted model, not a curated record